AUGGAGUCCCCACUGAUGACAAGCGGUCAACCACACGCACCGGGGAAUGAUGUACCGGACAGAUGCCUUCUUUUGAGUGACAGUCGAAAGAGAGACGAAGAAUUCCACGACCUCAUUCCGAUAUGGGAUCACAAGAUCUUGAAGAUUGGACGCGAUCCGGACUCAGAUCUUUUUAUUCGUGACGAUGCAGAAAACCUGGUUUCGCGUACACACUGCGAAGUAUACGUGGUGGAGUACGACCAAACGGACAGCCUUGUGUACGUUCGCGACCGAAACUCAUCCAACGGAACGUAUGUCAAUGAUAUUCGUGUCGGGGAUGACUCGAGGAUGUCGUCUGGCUAUCUUCUGGAGCACGGCGAUAUUAUCGAGCUUCGCCCGCAUUGGCGCCUCACGUUCUGUGAUAAAAGACCCCAACCACGUUACCCCUUGACUGACAUUCAGCGCGCAGAGACCCGUUUUUUUGAAGAUAAGUACCUCCUUACCCAGCGCUGCCUUGGCCAAGGAGCAGACGGUAUUGUGUAUCUUGCCGUCGAGGUUGCGACCAAAAAACAAGUCGUCUGCAAACUUGUUAACUUGAGGUCGACCAAAGACAAGAACGACAAGGAGGAGUUGAGAAGGAAGUUGCAGGAAACUGAUGUUCUCAGACAACUGCAACACCCCAACAUCGUACCCUACAUCGAUGCGGUGAUUUCGCCUUACUCCCUGUAUACGUUCACAGAACUGGCCACCGGAGGCGACCUGUGGUCCUUUAUCCACCGGCACGGCACCGAGACUGCGGUUGGCGAAAAUGAAAGUCGAGUCAUCAUCCGGCAGAUAGUUUGCGCACUUUAUUACCUCCACAUGAAAGGCGUUGUCCAUCGCGACUUGAAGCCGGAGAAUAUCCUUUUGGCAUAUUCGCCCUGGAUCAACUGCCACCGAGUGAUGCUCUCGGACUUUGGAGCUUGUGCGGUUCCGCGUCGAAGCAGAAUGCUCACUCGUGCAGGCACGCCCAACUUCCAGGCGCCGGAAAUUUCCAAGAAGCACCAAGCGCAGACCUUUGCUGUCGACAUGUGGUCUUUGGGUGUCGUCGCGUUGACCUUACUCACGCACCACAUGGAUAUAGGCAUACAAGCACUCGAUCAACUGAGUCAACAGUGGCUCGACAUCUUUCUCGACAACAGCGUAUUUGGCGAGGCGGACGAUUUUACUCCAGCUUGCGAACGAUUUGUUCGAGGAUGCCUGCGAAUCGGGCCCGAAGAGCGACUAUCUGCUGCUGCGGCUCAGGAUCACGACUGGCUCUGCAAGCCAGAGAAGUACCUUGAUUGGUUUCAAGAGCUGGACCGCAAAGCCACAGGCGAUUGGAAAAUACAGAUACUUUUGAAGCCGAUGGCUUUUGAACUGCCAGACGUGUUGGGAAAGCAUCGGGCGAAGUCAGAGUUUGAGCAGCAACUUUUGCGCUUGAGCGAUCGGUUUGACCCUGAGAAGUGCUCGCAGUAUCUCCACAGUGAAAGGAGACGACCCGACAAGAGUGUGCCGGAGGGAAUUCGGAACAGGGAUCCGUCCUUCUUUGAGUCGAUACCGAGCAUGGAACCUCGAGUGAACACCUCCAUAACGGAUACAACCCCCAUAAACCUUCCAGCGUCCCGUGACGGCGCAUACAACCCCGGAGAGCCCGCAUACUCGGCCACAAUGCUCAAUCAGGCCGUGCCUAGACGAUUGAAAAGAUGCAAGGUGAGGAUCAAGGAGGCAGCACUUCUUCCAUUUCCCGGUCUCGAACGGCAGACCGAUCCCGGUGUCGGAGUUGCUGCAACCCAGAGGGAGCAAGUAAUCGAGACGUUGAAGCGAGCGGAUGCCGGGUUUGUAGUCGACAAACCAACGACAUCAACGCUUCCGAUGGCCACUGGAAGGAGCUCGAAAAAAACGUGCGAACAGGCAAAACCAUCUACCAGCAUCACAUCGCCGUUUCUGCUUCGUUGA
This is a messenger RNA of Drechmeria coniospora, 1956 nucleotides long. RefSeq lists its product as uncharacterized. The coding region runs from base 1 to 1956 and encodes 651 amino acids. The record is from RefSeq and is a predicted model, not a curated record. The transcript has 7 exons. Gene Ontology annotation, molecular function: protein kinase activity; ATP binding; protein binding. NCBI's taxonomy places the organism in Eukaryota, Fungi, Ascomycota, Sordariomycetes, Hypocreales, Ophiocordycipitaceae. Gene Ontology annotation, biological process: protein phosphorylation.